UAACCCUAAAUAAAUACUAAUUUCUGGAUCUACAAAAUUCAAUCCCCCUCUCUCUGUUUUGGAAUUUUACGGGGCAUGUGUGCGCAACAUAGAAUGGCAACUCCCUGAACCAUAUGUAUUGUUAGCUAUAGGGUGUCCCAGCCUCCCAGGAAACAGAACUUGUAGGUCGUCUUUCAACUUUGAAAAAAUCUGCGACAUUUUUUCGUAAACCUGGUUUCAGAAGAAAAUUUUUAUAAUGAUGAUCUCAAAAUACUCUUCUUUGUGCUUUCAAUGCUACUAGAGAUGCAAAGAAUUUUUUUCAGAUUUCGACAAUUUUGGUGUUAGUUAUCUCCGCUAAUAUUGACAGCACAAAAAAAGGCAGACCACAUUUCGGAAAUGUCAGUACUAGGAGAAUUUUGAGAUUAUUGUUUCAAGAAUCAUACGUGUAAAAGUAGGCUGAUCAUUUAAUGCCGCAAAAAAAUUAAAGAUUAAAGACGACCUUCAUGUUUAGUAUUCAUCCCUUAAAGUUUAUGAAACAUGGAACUUUAAAUAAACAUUGAUUUUUCACUUUUAAAUAUUAAAUAUUAAUAAAUAUCGUUGAGUGUAUCAAAAGAGGUCGCACAUCUUUCCAAAAUUCUUUAAAAAAUUGACAGAUAUGUCUUAUAUUCAGACAAUUUAGAUUUGAUUUAAAAAUUGUGAAAGUACAGAAAUGACAGACUUCAUUUUCGAAAUCCAAAAGUAAAUAUUAAGUUAUAGUUUUUACUAUUAUUAUGUGGUCACUAAAAACCCGCGUGAUUCAAAGUUGAUUUCCAUGUUUUUUAAGACACCCUACCUUCAUGUGAAAAGGGAUUAGAUUUUUAUUGUCAUGGAUUUGUAACAAAAUAAAUAUACGUCAAUAAUAUUAUUUAUUACUUGUAUUCGUAAAAAUCUAAUCAAUAAAGUGUAUAAAAUAAAAAUAACUUCAAAAUAACUUCAAAAAACAAAUAUUGACAACUUGCAUUGAAGAAAUGGGGGUGGGACGGGAAAUUAAUUAAGAAACCGUGGUAUAAUACCGGAAAACAAAGGAAUGAUUGGCGCUUUCUUACUUUCUUUUAUUUGUGUGAAAUAUCGGUGAAAGUUUUAUAAAAAAAAAGGGUCAGAACAGAUUGGAAAAGCAAAACACAUAAACCAUUUAGUUAAUGAGUUUAAGAAAGAAAAGACGACAGUCAGCACACGGUUUUCUGCAUACCACUAAUAACCAUAUUAAUGUUUGUUUAUAUCUAAGAGGUUUGCGGUUGCGCACUGUAGACUAAUGACGCCAGUCGAGAAUUUUAUACUUCUCCCACACUCACACAGUUGUAAUUCUUGGAGCAUGCAAUUUCAUAACAGCUGAUAUAUAUAUAUAUACUCCAGUAUACUGGGUUCAGAACUCGAGGGGAUAUAGACAGUGAUAACCAGAGUGUAGAGUGUAGAGUGUAGAGUGUAGAGUGUAGAGUGUAGAGUGUAGAUUGUAGAGUGUAGAGUGUAGAGUGUAGAGUGUAUAAUGUAAAGGGUAGAGUAUACAGUUGAGUUUUAGUUGUGUUCCAUUAAAUUUUGGAGACAUUUUUUUCAGAGUAAACUUGUAAUCAGAUGGUUGAGACUACACACAUUAACAAUAUUUUGAUCUUCAUCUAGAAAUGAAUCAAAUCAAAAUAAUUAUUCUUCUAAUUUCUUUAGUACUAGCCAGUUCAGUUAUACUGUUUCUUUGCCUCAACCCACUCUGUACAGAGGUUGAGGUAUUCUGUCCAGAUCCUAGUUACAAAUUUAAAACACAGACCUGCUGUUCUGUUGUCUGGUGGAGUCUAGGGGCAGGUUUAGGUGUUGGGAAUGAAUGUGUGAUAAACAUGGAUGAAAUGAGAUCUAAUUGCCCGAUGUACGAUUGCUAUUUUAAGCAGACAGGAGAGUGGAAUUCUAACGGAUGUAGCUAUGUACCGGAAAUGUUAUUAAAUGAGAAUUCUUGUGAUAUUCACGACCUAUGCUACAUCACACCAGGAGCAACAAAAGAUUCCUGUGACACUAGUUUUGUGGAAAAUAUUGGGAGGAUUUACUGUAAUAAUGUACACUUCGUAGAAUACCUGGCUUGCAGAUCCAGGGCUAGCAUUGCAGGCUCAGUGGUGCAAGGGUUUUCAAGUUUCUGGGAUGAAAGUGAAGGAACCAGGAAAAGUUGCAACAUUAUUAAUUCCUGGUUUUCCUUCAAAUAUCUCCUGUUAUCUUCUAUCCUUGCUGUUUUCUCCGUUCUGUUCUGUAGAAACCAGAGCAGAAAAAACAAGAUUUUUUAGAAGAUAAAUCUUAUUCUUUACGUAACAAGAAAUCCGUGAAAACAUUUAUUCAUAUUAUAUCCUCCCUAAUAUUUUAUACAGAUUUUUAAUCAGGAUUAGAUCAAAAACCACUGAUAAUCCUAAUCAUGUUGUGUAAACUAUUUAUCUUCUGAAGUUGUAAUUUCUGUAUGUUUGGAUAUCCCAGCAUAACUAUGAACCCCCAGGGCCUGGACCAAUUUGCCUCACAGUUUUAUUUGAAAACUUGGUAGAACCACAGUAUUUGUAUUGAGUAAAAAAUGGAAGAAAUAAUAAUUAUAAUGUGCUAAAAAUUGAAAAUAUUGUAACAUUUGAAAUUGAAGAUAUACUUUGUUAGUUUAUUAGCUCAAGUGCCCGGCGUGUCGCCUGUGGAACGUUAAAUCACUUUUUAAUAAAAUUUUGAAUUGUGUAGGAAAAAAUCUGCUUUAUAAGCCUAUGAUAUCCCCCGUUAGCGAUGUUAGCUAAUUUGGUAUAGCCGAUAUUUAUAUAUAUAUAUAUGAGCGAAGAGCUUCCUUAUAUAGAUUUAUAUGUUAGGAUCUUUAAGUCUUUAUAAUAUGACAAUCUUUGGCUGUACCAAGGAGAAAUGAAUAGAAGGAGGGGGCGAUUGGGUUUCCGUACACCCUGCUGUGACGUAUUUGGACUGCUGAAGAACUAGUUUUUGCGUAACAACAAUAAUAAAGAUUGUAAACAAUAACACAAAU
This is a messenger RNA of Eurytemora carolleeae, 2992 nucleotides long. RefSeq lists its product as uncharacterized. The transcript has 12 exons. Gene Ontology annotation, molecular function: A2-type glycerophospholipase activity. Gene Ontology annotation, biological process: arachidonate secretion; phospholipid metabolic process. The coding region runs from base 1635 to 2276 and encodes 213 amino acids. The record is from RefSeq and is a predicted model, not a curated record. Lineage: Eukaryota; Metazoa; Arthropoda; Copepoda; Calanoida; Temoridae.